ACUGGAGCAGGAUGAAUGCUCCUUUCCAAGAUGGCGGCGGAGGGAGGAGGGAAGGAGAUGAACGAGAUUAAGACCCAGUUCACUACCCGGGAGGGGCUGUACAAGCUGCUGAGCCACUCGGAGUACAGCCGGCCUAACCGGGUGCCCUUCAACUCGCAGGGAUCCAACCCGGUCCGCGUUUCCUUCGUUAACGUCAACGACCAGAGCGGCAACGGGGACCGGCUCUGCUUCAAUGUGGGCCGGGAGCUCUACUUUUACAUCUACAAGGGGGUCCGCAAGGCUGCGGACUUGAGUAAACCAAUAGACAAAAGGAUAUACAAAGGAACACAACCUACAUGCCAUGACUUCAAUCACUUAACAGCCACAGCAGAAAGUGUCUCUCUUCUAGUGGGCUUCUCUGCAGGCCAGGUCCAACUUAUAGACCCGAUUAAAAAAGAAACUAGCAAAUUAUUUAAUGAGGAAAGACUAAUAGACAAGUCCAGAGUAACCUGUGUAAAAUGGGUACCAGGUUCGGAAAGCCUUUUCCUAGUAGCUCAUUCCAGUGGCAAUAUGUACUUGUAUAACGUGGAGCACACUUGUGGUACCACAGCCCCGCACUACCAGCUACUUAAACAAGGAGAAAGUUUUGCAGUUCACACUUGCAAGAGUAAAUCCACAAGAAACCCUCUGCUUAAAUGGACAGUAGGUGAGGGUGCCCUGAAUGAAUUUGCCUUUUCCCCAGAUGGGAAGUUCUUGGCAUGUGUGAGCCAGGAUGGUUUUCUUCGUGUGUUUAACUUUGAUUCGGUGGAAUUGCAUGGUACAAUGAAAAGCUACUUUGGAGGACUGCUCUGUGUGUGUUGGAGUCCCGAUGGGAAAUACAUAGUGACAGGUGGAGAGGAUGACUUGGUAACGGUUUGGUCUUUCGUGGACUGUCGAGUAAUAGCGAGAGGCCACGGACAUAAAUCGUGGGUCAGUGUUGUUGCGUUUGAUCCAUAUACCACUAGCGUAGAAGAGAGUGACCCGAUGGAAUUUAGCGGAAGUGAUGAGGAUUUCCAAGACCUUCAUUUUGGCAGAGAUCGAGCAAAUAGUACGCAAUCUAGGCUAUCCAAAAGGAACUCUACAGACAGUCGUCCAGUAAGCGUUACGUAUAGAUUUGGUUCAGUAGGCCAGGACACACAGCUCUGUUUGUGGGAUCUUACGGAAGAUAUCCUUUUCCCCCACCAACCUCUCUCAAGAGCAAGGACACAUACAAAUGUCAUGAAUGCCACAAGUCCACCUGCUGGAAGUGGUGGAACUAACCCAGGAAGUAAUGGAAACAGUAUCACAACACCUGGAAACUCUGUACCCCCUCCUCUUCCACGGUCAAACAGCCUUCCACACUCCGCAGUCUCAAAUGCUGGCAGUAAAAGCAGUGUCAUGGAUGGUGCCAUUGCUUCUGGUGUUAGUAAAUUUGCAACCUUAUCGCUACACGAUCGAAAGGAAAGACACCAUGAAAAAGAUCACAAGAGAAAUCAUAGCAUGGGACAUAUAUCUAGCAAGAGCAGUGACAAACUGAACCUAGUUACUAAAACCAAAACGGACCCAGCUAAAACUUUGGGAACACCUCUCUGUCCCCGAAUGGAAGAUGUUCCCUUGUUAGAGCCUCUUAUCUGUAAAAAGAUAGCACAUGAAAGACUGACUGUGUUAAUUUUUCUUGAAGACUGUAUAGUCACUGCUUGUCAGGAGGGAUUUAUUUGCACAUGGGCAAGGCCUGGUAAAGUGAGAUAAAGUAUGCAGUACCAAAAAUCAGGAUUUAUGUAUUGGCCAAUAUGGAAAACUUUAAUUACAGGUAAGUAAUUUUCAUGCUAAAGUUAUCACUUUCAAAUUAAUAUAUUGCACACUGAUGUAAAUGCCAUAUUGUUUAGGAAGUAUUUACUUAGACAUUUUCAAAUGAUUUUGUUUUUCUGUUUCACUUGCAUUUCUAGUGAGCUCACUCUACUGGUAAAACCUGAAUUUUGAUGGCAUGUUUACAGGGCUUUGGUAGGAAAGUAUUUGUGCCAGAAGGACGUUACGAGCAUCUUUUUGUUUAUAGGAAAGCACUUACUAAUUUUAUUUAAUGAAAAUUGUCAAAACACUCAUGGUAAUGUCUUUCUUACUGGGUUAUAUACCAUGCAUUUCUGUUUUGCCAGCUGUUCUAUCCUAGGCUAUCCUGUUACUCUGGGGUUUAAAGCUGCUAUUUCUAGUCUUCCUUUUGAAAUAUGGGUCCCCAAGUGAUCUUAAAACUCCGUCACUUUUUUUUCCCUCUGCCAACUCUAGAGUGAAAGCCUCUGAAUCUUGCUGCUUCUUCCAUCAUUGCCUCAAAAGGCCUUCAUUAAAUUCAUGCCACUGCCAGCCUAAGGAAAGAAUUGGAUGGAAAACUGAAGCAGGCUUGCAGUGUCUAACACAAUUUCCACUGAGCCAGUGCUCCUUUCCCUCUCAUUUUUAAUAGCCAUCAAAAGAUGCUCUGGAUAAUUGGUCACUGUGUGAAAAGUUUCCUUCAUUUUUAUGGUUGGGCUGGUGCUGCCCUUAGUGAAAAAUAAUCCAGAACUGUCUCUUCAGCCGUGAUCCUUAUGAUAGCUGACAGGCUGCACAGUGCUUACAGAGUGUCCUGACUGUUUAUGAACUUCCCAAAUCACUACUUCAGUGUAUCAUCAUACCUUGAGCUUCCUCACUGGAUAUAUACUAUUCUUGCACUGCACUUCCAGAACCAUUAUACUAAUUCCAAGUCAGCCUGAGGUGAAGUGAGUGGCAAAAUCCAAUUAAAAUCAAGUUGAACGAGGCUCAGGGUUCAUUAGUUUCAAUUUUUCACUCUUGGUUUUUGUUAGCCUGUUUUUGUGGAAGAAAUUUCAGGGUGGUGAAAAAAAUGGGUUGCCUUAACAAGAGUAUGAACUUUCUGCUCCACAUGGUGACAAUUAGCUGUUGCCUCGCCUCGCUGUCUUUCCCAGGCCCUGAUGGAUAACCUAAAUGGGAUCAUAGAACUGUUGUGUUAAUCUGAAAGUACAGGAAAGUAAUUUGAGAGGAAACCAAGGCAAACCUCCUGUGCUACUUUUAUGGCUACUCAAACUGAGUUACAGGACCUGCAGAAGCAAUUCAAAAGCCCCACAAAACCCAAUGACCCCUCCACUCCCUUUCAAAAAAAACCAAAGUGGUACCUGGAUAUGCAAAACAAGUUUUCUCUGAACUUAGUGGAAAGAGGAACUAUCUACAUGAUUUCUGCGUUUGACUUCAGAGUUAGGUGUUCUUGUACAGUGACUCCAUUUUACCUACAUGAAAGUUGCUGAUUAGUGGUUUCCUUUGUAAGAAAGCUCAAGGUAAGAUUGGCUAGAAGUAUGAAGAGGUGAAAUGGCAGUGUAUAACCUAGCAAGAUAAACAUGCUACCAUUUUGUAAAACAAAUGCACAUGAAUUUAUUUAUUUGAUUUAUUGUACAGGAAAACUUAAAUUAUAACAUCCUUGAAUUUUCUAGUUAACUACAAUUGUAGUACAGUAUCAUGUUUUAGUAUGGCUUCUGUUGUAGUGAAAGUACUUAAACAUUCAUGUAGUAUAUUUGAGUGAGAUGAGCAACUAUACAUACUAAUUCUUCCUCAAUGGAAAGGAGCAUUUCAUCAUUACAAUUGAAGUUCAAUUGCUGGUAUUUAAGUACUAUCAAAUAGAUUUCUUUCGACGUGAUACGGUAUCUGUAUAAACUUCAGGGAUGAUUAUAGUAAAACUGAAACACAGCUAUAUGACUUCAGGUUACCAUGCUAAAAUUUGAAGCUUUCUGUAAUGUGCAUAAUAGCAAAGUUGCACAGAGCAUACCCACAUUAUCAGGGUGAACUUAAACCUAGUACACUGGUGUGAUAUUUAUAGCAAGGUAUGUGUGCUUGCGUGCGUGCGUGAGGAGGUGUGACUAGCGGCUCCAAGUAAAGCCAGGAGAGAUCAUAACCCUGUUAAAGGCUUUAUGAUGAGGAUGUCUGGAUUAGGAAAUAACAUGACUUUUACUAAACACUUUCUAGUGUUCUGAAUUAUCACCUCUUAAAAUUUGAUUAUGUACUUGGAAUGACUGUAUAUGUCUGCCCCUUUAACAACAUAAAACUACUAAAUUAAUAUUUAAAAUGCUGGCCUGCUUAUGUUACGAUAAUAAAACUUGUGUCAGUUAAUUUACUGUCAAUUUACAUGUAAAGAUUAAAUUUUUUUUCUGCAUUUUAUGAAUUCUGUAUACUGGAGUCUGUUAAAGAUUGACAUGUUAGGUGAUACUGUACAAAAUUGUAUUGACUACCUUUAGUGAAAAACAGAAGUAAAAUUCAUAUGUAUUUCCUUUUUACACUUCCAUCUAAUUUCUUGACAACUUGAAUAAAUUUCAUAGAGCCUUUCUAACAUGAACUAUUGUUAAUUUAACUGUUGCAAUAAUUAAGCUUUAAGAAGUAUUGUUGGUAUAUUUAUAAUUUUAAGAAGAUCAUGUUUGUUUCAUACUGCUUAUUUUUAGCUGUUCUAUUGUCACUGUUACAGCUGAAGAACUUUACUAAAUACUUGACAUUACAAAAUAACUCGAUGGGGUUGUCCUCUGUAUACUGAUGUUAAAUAAAAAUGUGUGAUUGAACUGUAAAUGUAGAUAACUUUCAAUAGUCCUUUCCACGUUUGGGUUUUAAUUUAUCUUGCAGUCCUUAGGUGGUCUUAGCUAUCAUAUUGUACUGAGCAAAUGGCCACAAUGACAGCCAUUAGCUUGCCAUAUUUUAAAGUAAGAACUUGAUUGCAUCCUGUAACUUGCUCUGCGUGAAUGUUUCACUUCAUCUCUAAGAUGAUGCAUACAUUCUGAUCUUCAGAUCUUGCUCAUAAGAUCAUGUCUCAUUAUAUGUUUUUUAUUUUAGGACUGGAGUAAUAUGAAAUAGAAUACUUGUCAAACCGCUUAUACUCAGAUUCAGUAAACGUGGACAUGAAUGUAUCUAUCCAGAUGCUCUCUGCUUACCUAUCAAAUAGGAGCUGGGACAGAGCAUUUUGCCUUCUAGGACUCUACAGGAGCUCUUUCCUCCAUGGACUCCGGUGCAGGGUAUUUUCUUUAUUCCAGCUUUAGAUCUUGAUGCUUACCUGAUGGAUGCUGAAUUUGCAGCCCUAAGGAUAUGGCUGACUCAGAAGAUUGAAGCAUUUUCUGUCUAGAAGACCUGUGGCUAGUCUAGAACUGAACUCCUCUGCACUUAAAACUAAAAUAGUGUAAAACUCUGCAAAAUUUCUUGGAACCAAUUUUGGCAAAAGAGUUAAGACAGUGCCCUUUCAUCUUAGUGGACAUGGGAUUGUGUAACCUUUGCACCAGUGGUUCUGUGUUAACCAAUGAAGGGGCCAAGCAACUGACACUUACUAACGUUCUUCAGAUGCACUUCAGGGCAAUUUCAGUGAAAAAGGUAGAGACUAGAACUCUCUCUGUCUCCUAGCUUUAGACUACAUCUUUCUUAUGUGAGCUUGAGAAAUUUCUGGUACUUCAGAAGGUAUUGAUAGCCCAUCAUAGUGGUCAGCAUAUUUGCAUAUUCAAGAACUGGUGCCAAUGUAGGAACAGAAUGAAAUCCAUCCUGAAAGUUCUGGGAACAUCCUGUCACAUUGAAUGAUGCAAAAACUGGUAGGACAAACCAGUUUUCCCAACAGUCAUUGUGAGCAUGAAACAAAUUUAACUUCCACAAGUUCUGUGGUCAGUGCUCUGGCAAAAGACAUCUUGGAACAUGUAAGAGCUGUCUUGUCUUCAGUAAUGUUGCGCAGACUUCUCAGCAAAAUAACUUGCAUGAUCCCAUUAUUUUCUGGUUUUUGAAGUUGGAUUUUAGAGAGGUGCUGAUCAGGCUCAUCAAACUCAUUAUGCUCAUUUCUUCCCCUGCUUAAGACCAUGCUUAUUUUACAACUGUCCCAAGUGUGGUUGCCUUAAGUCAUAUGCUUUUACCUGAGGUUUUCCCUAGUUUAUCUCCUUUUCUUUUCUUUUCUAAUCUGAAAAUUUUAAACUUUACUUUUUGAGGAAGUUAGAAAAUGAACUGUUCCUAAGCAUGUGGACCCUUACUGCCUAAAUGAAGGUUAAGGUUGUAUUACUUCAGCCAUACCAGCUUUCUGCUGCCAAAAGUCUUUUCUGCUUUUCCCAA
Dryobates pubescens (Downy woodpecker) is the source of this 6087-nucleotide messenger RNA. It is a transcript of the gene WDR20, whose product is annotated as WD repeat domain 20. The transcript is spliced from 4 exons. Bases 16 to 1746 code for a protein of 576 amino acids. The record is from RefSeq and is a predicted model, not a curated record. NCBI's taxonomy places the organism in Eukaryota, Metazoa, Chordata, Aves, Piciformes, Picidae. Gene Ontology annotation, molecular function: protein binding.